AAGUCUUUUAUGUUCAUUAUAGCUCAUGUGUUACACUAGUGUCACUCAGGGAGAAGCUCCCAAACAAACUGACAUUUUGCAUAAAGUCGUACUAAUACUAAUCACAUAUUUAUAAGCUCUGACUAAUGAAUUUAAUAAUGGUUAAUACAUCAUUUAUACAUGCUUUAUAGGUCUGUUAUACUCCAUUAACAAGAACACAUCUGGGUUGGCCUUUGUGGUAUAGUCCCUGGUAUUUCCUUUUUUUUACUAGUAAUAAUGCUGUUAUAAAUGCUGGAAAUCAUUAUUAAAUGCUUAAUACAUUUUUAAUAAAUGCAUUUUGUCAUCUGAACCUGCUCCAAAAGAAAAUGAAUAAGUCCAAACCCCUGUUUAAGAUUAUUAAGAUGGUAAAAGAGUUAUGCAACUGAUUUCUAGGUAAAGGGGUGAGGCUUUCUAGGAAUAAAUGUCAGGGUGAAUAUGCAGACUAACUAUGUUAUUAUUUGUAGUAAUCAGAUAUACUUAUAUCUCAGAGAUCACACACGAAUAAGGGUUUGUCUGCGUCAUUGUCCGGGGCCUUGCCACUGAACCCUGCUGGCUGAUGAUAAUCCUUUGUGUGGGCUCUACACUGUGAAACCCAGACACUGCCUGCUGUUAUCUCAGUAUCAAGUCUGUCAUUAAAGAUGUUUUAGAUAAUAAGUAAUGGCACAUGUUAACUGAUGCCUACGUUUUCCUUCAUGUGUGCUUUGAGUCUGAGUGCGGGUGUUUUGUGCUUUCUGAAUUAGAUGGAAGGACGGGAAUGUGUCUUAUCACUGAACAGACUGGUAUAAGAGCUCUUGUGACAGAGAGACUCAAGCACUUGGUGACAGAUACAAUGUGAAGGAUAAUCGAUUUAACACGUGCUUGUAUGAGGAGAAAUAGGUUUCCAAUCAACACUCAACAUUGUUAGUGGCUGACCAGAGAAGAAAAAAACAGAGACGAGAGACACUCAGCGGGAUUUAACAUGUCAGUCAAGCUUCCUAAGAGGCUGAGCAGCAAAAAGAAAAAACCCCCAAAGGACAAUGCCCAGGCUGAGGUCCUGAAUAAGCUGGGCCUGGAGGCCUUCUCAACUACACCUCUAGACCCACCAUCUAUGUUGGACAUCAGCACUUGGACUCUAAAGAAACAAGAACCUCUGGAGCCCAAGAAUCUACCAUAUGCUUUCCUCCAACGUCUUUGGCUACUUAGCCCAGAUGCCCGGAGUCCAAUGACAACAAAAUGUAAUGUAAACAAUGACAACAAAUUACCUGAGGAGAUGAUCAGUGGUAGUGGAGAAAGCCAGUGUGCCAUUAACCCCCUUGAUCUAGUUACAGCUGUCUUUAUGUCUGCAAACACAUUCCUUCAGCAGGAGAUUACCAUGCAUAUGAUGCAAUGCCAGUUUGCUGUGCCCCUGGUCCUUCCAGACAGAGAUCCAGAAAAACCCAAUCACUUCCUUAUUUGGCCUUUGAGAGGUGUUGUGAGUCAAUGGAGGUCUCAUUUUCCAGAUAGGAACAGGGAGGUCCAUGAGGGAAAUUUAGCAAGUACAUACAUGCCAAUGGUUUCCUGUGUGAAGCUUGGCCGCUGUGGUGUUUCCAAGUCACAGGUGCUAAACAAUGUUAUAAAUGGACUAGGAUCUCCCAGUGAAACAUUUCUCCACAGGGGGAUGGAUGGCGGACAGCUGCCCCGAAGACUCUCCAAUGGCCUGGUAGAGAUCGGAUGGUAUCUACCCACUGGAGACAAUGCCAGAGAUAUUUUCCCUGUUCCCGUAGUCAUCUCUAACCUACGUGGUGAUGCCAAUACACAUGAAAAAAUCCUCUGGUUUCUAUGUCAAACAUCCUCUGCUGUGGUUGUUUUCUGUGGGGAUCUUAGAGAGAAAGAAAAACUACUUCUUUCUUCCUGCAAAGAUAUGGCAAGCAAGCUCAUACUGAUUGACGUAUCAGAGAUGGAGAACAAUGAAAACAGAGUUGUGGGGUUUGUUAAUCCAACCCUUGAAGAAGACAUUGGACUUCCUGGAGGAUCAGUACUGCAAGGGGGGACUUUGAGUGCAGAGGAACUGGCUAACAGGCUAUGUGACAUCCUGAAAGAUCUCUUACCAGACCUGAAACUUGUCACACUUGAGGGAGCAGCAAAACUAGCAGAGGAGCUAGGGCUUAAUGUGGAUGAAGGGGCAGUCUUUAAAAAGGCAAUGGCCACAGUGGAGGAAUUAUUAAAAGGUUUAGACGAGGGAUCUGCUCAGUUUAGAGAGAAACAACUUCCUUUACAGGGACAUCUGUGGAGCAAACUGGCUGAAAUUGAAAAGGAAGAGAGAAAGAAAAAAGAAAUCAACAACCAACUACAAAAAGAAAAGAAAGACAUCUUGGCAGAGUUGAGAAGCUACAAAAUGACUCCAGCAAUGAAGAUAUUCACCAAUGCACUUUUCACAACAGAUAAAGUCGAGAGGGCUUGUUUUCUUAGUUGGAUGAAGCUGAAGCUUCAGCUGAUGCAAACUGAAAAGCCAGACAGUCUACAAAAUCUACUCACAAGCCUGCAAAGAAAAAAGAAUGACUGCAUGCCCAACUUGUCUGAUGAGCUCGAAAAUGGGAACAAUGAUGACCUAGGGGACAGUGAUAGCUUCUGCACAGAGUCAACGUUUGAAGAAGAACAAACUGAAGAGCAGACAAGAGAGAACAAUGACAUGCUUAAUGGUUCUAAUGAGCUCGAAAAUGGAAACAAUGAUGACCUAGGGGACAGUGAUAGCUUCUGCACAGAGUCAACGUUUGAAGAAGAACAAACUGAAGAGUGGACAAGAGAGAACAAUGACAUGCUUAAUGGUUCUAAUGAGCUUCAAAAUGGAGCCAACGGCCACCGAGGGGACUGUGAUACCUGUUGCUCAGAGUCAACAUCUGAAGAAGAACAAACUGAAGAGCAGCCUGUAAAUACUGAACUUCAAGUUCCUGAACAACAAUUUGAGACUGGCCAGAAAUUAGAGCAUAUUGUGCAAUCCACACAUGAAGUCAUAGACCAGCGGUUUUACAUGGCAUCCAAUGAAAAAGAGAUUCAAGGUAAAGAAUUGAUUGAAAACAAUGUGGGUUUUGAAGGAAGCAAUUCAGAUCCAGUCUAUGUUGGCCAAAAUGGUCAUUUGAAGUCUGGAGAAAAUGGAACCUUGAGCAACCAACACCAAGAUGAACCAGAGCUGACGCUAGCUGAAUCAGAUUUGACGUCUUCUGUCCAACAAACAUGCCAGGAUGUUUCCUUUGAACAUCAGGUAGCCCCAUGCUCACAGCCUCUUGAACCCUCACUGGGGCUUGAGCACUUCUUGCGUGAGAUGAGCUUGAUUUUUGAGUUAACACACAUCAGCCCCGGCAGUGGAAGCCAAAAUGUGUUGCGUCUCCCUAGCAUAGCCACAGAGCUUCUUUUCUAUGGGAUUCCACUUGAACUUAUGGAUGGAGAUGCCUCAAACAUCCCCAUCCACUGGCUGAGCUGUGUCUUUGCCAAGCUUGGACACCGUCUACCUCAAGAAAGGAGCAGGACCCGAGUGCUUACAAACCUUGGAGUGCAUAAUUCUAUGAACGCUGAGGUUCUUUCUGCAUUAUUUGGAGUGAAAUUUCCUGAAGGAAGGAAAAGAUCCACCAGAGGGCUGUACAUGGUUGCCCUAUGUCUCCCAGAUGAACUUAAAAAGGACAUGGAAUGUGAUUUUCUGUUGUUAAUUGAUGUUGAAGGUCUCUGCUCAGACAAUCAAAGAAACACUCUGAUCCAUGACAAUGAGAUGGCAACUGUUGCAACAGGAUUGAGUGAUGUUUUAAUGCACAACAUCUCUUCACAUGCGGGUACUGAAUUUGAAACUGACUUCACUGUCAUAGCCAGUGCUCUCCUACGCAUCAAAGAAUGUGGCUCCAUGCCCAUUUGCCAACUCCUGGCCCAGGAUGAAGACAUUAGCUGCCUAUUACAAGCCUCACAGUUAAAGCAUGUAACUGAUGUGCUUCAGACUAAGACUGCAAAGACCACACGCUGCAUAACCUGUGUCAAAGGGCCUUGGAACAAUAUGUCCCUCUCUGAACCAGUUGAUCUGCAGUAUACUAAAGCUGUGUUAAAGCUUAAGAAAAACCUGUUUGGGGCACUGAAGAAGUGUGCAGCAAAGUCUGAAGCCACAGGUCUGCCUGGAAUUAUGAGCCGUUUGUGUGCUGUUUGGGAUGCAGUGAGAGCAGACUCAUACUCCAUUGAGCUGCAAAAUACUGACAUAGCGUUAGCGUUCUCUUUAUUUUGCACAGAACAUUCCGAAAUAGAGGAUCGUUUCCUGGAGCACAUAGAAAGCUGGCUUGUGGGGGCAACAGAGAAGAUCUUUGCCCCAAAGGCAAACGCUCUAGAUGCUGCAAUCCAAAAUAAUCUUCUGAGCGAGCUGAAGGAUGAAGCCAGGAAAGAAGUCAAAACAGAGGUGGACAAACUCAGGUCAAAAGUAGAGGCAUCUUUGAAAAAAGACAACUACCUUAAAAUCAGUCCAUGCAAGCCAGUCCUAAUGAGCCAUAUGGAUGACCUCCAGGAGCGAGUAACUGAAGAGAUAAUACAAAAACUGGACACAGUCAAUGAGAGCCAUUGUUCUUCCUCACAGCUGACAAAUUUUGAGAUCAUACUCGAAAAAGAACAGGAAUCCAAGCUACAAGCACUGAUAAAGAACAGUAAGUCAACCAAAGUUCUCCUUCAAGAUACAGAACUAGAAGAGGAGUUUGAUGGUAUGUGGAGCAAGAUUUUGUCCAACUUUGACUUCAGGCCUUCAGAAAAAGAUGAUAUUACGACAAGAGUGAUUAAUAUUCUGAAGAAGAAUCUACUCAGUCGUGGGCUCCGGAAACACAUGAAAAAAGUUGAAGAUAUCCACCAAAACCAGCCAUCUACCUUUUACGCUUAUGAUGAGCACUUUGGAUACCGCAGCAGAUUAAAGCACAUUGAUGACAACAACAGGCUACAGAGGUUGCAAGCUCAACAGCUAGCAUGCAAAAUCAUAGAAGAGUACAAUCAGUUUGUAGCAGAUAAGUCGAGCUCCCACGUAGACUUCACUGACAGCUUCAUCACAGAACAGUUAGAAAAUGUUGAAAAAGCUUUGAAGGAAAAAUCUAUGGAAAUUAGAUCUGCUUUUGAAGUCGAUCUGAAGGUAUAUCUUUGUAGAGCUGCAUGCCAAGACUUCCAAAAACUACAUGACUGCUACGCCAAGGACAAAGAGCUUUUGACAUAUAUCACUGCAAACAAGAGUGUAUACUUAGCAGAGUUUGUCUACCAGUUCAGGAAGAGAGACCAGUGUCAGAGGGCAGCUCAAGCAUUCACCAGCAUGGUACUCAAACCUACAGUGUUGGACUACAUCUACAGACCUCUGGGGAUGAGUAUUGUAGAAGAGAUCCGAGGUAAAGGCCAGCAGUAUCGAUCCCGACGUGCCUUCCACCAUAGCUUGUUGGAAGAACUGAUAAAGGAGGACAGCUUUGAAAGCUUCCUGGAAUAUUUGCAUUCAUAUGACAACUUCAGUAUGAGGAAGAUCAAGGAGACUGUGGACAAUCACCUGUCUGAAACAACCAACUUGGAUAUUUUGCGGCAAAAGAGACUUGGAGACAUUGUAGGAAAGAUUGUGGCAGCAGUGAGUGAAACAGCAGAAGGUACCAAUGGAGUGCUAAGUGAUUCAAAGCCACUGCUGGAGAGGGUGUGCCUCACUUUAGAGAGAGAUAGCAAUGUAGAUGUCACCAGGGCCUCCCUCGAUGGACCACUCUUCAGUAUCUCCACAGAAUGGGAUCGCUUUAUCACAUGUCUAAUGGAGUUGCUGGCAGCAAUGCGACUGGACCUAGCCCAGGAGUUCUCCCAAAAUGUGGAUAUCACUCAACUACUUCAGUGCCUUCCAAUUCAACCCCAAGACUACCUUUUUAACAGACUUAGAGGCUGUGACAAACAUUGUCCUCUCUGUGGAGCCCCCUGUGAGUUGGAAGAGAUGGGGCAUACGGUUCACGAGGCAGUACUCCACAGGCCCAAAGGUAUGUGGCCCAAUGACUCCUGUUCUCUGCCUGGCAUCAGCUGUCCUGAAAGCAUGACCGAGGACAACCCAGACCAGAGCACAGACACACACGACAUGUCUGUGCCAUGCACCCACCUCCACUCCCUCUACCCAGACUGGAGCAUCUCUCCAGAGCAUCCGGACAGCCAGAUGCCCAGUGCUUACUGGAGGUAUGUGUUGGCGAGGUUCAAUGAGAAGUUUGCAGAGAAAUAUGAGCGAGAGCCAGCAAAGAUCCCUGACAAGUGGAAGAUGAUAACUGUGGAGGAGGCACGGGAUAGUCUGAAUGAGGCCUUCCUCUCUGGACAGUACUAAUAUAAGGACUGCCCUGUGCUGGAUGCUGUCUUAUAACACAUGGACAUUUUAUUGAUCUAGUCCAGGUUUUAUCUGGUUUAGAAGUUGUUUGCAAUUAUUAAGGGUGUUGAUGAUCAUGGUAACAAUGAACAGAAAUUUAAUCAAGCGGACCAUUUAUUCUGUUAUGUGCCAUAGUGUUGUGUGUGUGUGUGUUUCUUUCUGUGCUUUCCUGUGUGUCUGUGCCCUGUCUGUUUGCAGGUACCGGUCUCCCCUGACUUACAGCAGCUGUGAGUGAUUGAUCACAGUUAUUUCCACUGACUAAUCAGGACCUCGAGCGUAAAAACCUGGAGGAGUGAAAGGGCGGCACCUGGGGAGACCCAGGAUAGAGCAGAAAGAAUACACACAUACACACAACAGUGCACAUUGAAAACACUGUUUUCAUAAGUGAUUUGCCUUUUCUUUUUUUU
Larimichthys crocea (large yellow croaker) is the source of this 6753-nucleotide messenger RNA. RefSeq names its product GTPase, very large interferon inducible 1-like 2 (gene gvin1l2). The transcript has 4 exons. The record is from RefSeq and is a predicted model, not a curated record. Gene Ontology annotation, molecular function: GTP binding. Bases 977 to 6307 code for a protein of 1776 amino acids. NCBI's taxonomy places the organism in Eukaryota, Metazoa, Chordata, Actinopteri, Sciaenidae.